UCUUAUGGUCCGGUGCGCAAUUUAUCCCUUGACUGCUGUUGUUGCUGUCUUUACUGUACGGAGACUCGACAUCGUCUGGACCUGUUCAGAUUCUCGAUCUCAUAGCUAAGGACGUAAUAGAACAAAGAGCUAUUGCAUUUUCCUUCUUCGUCAUAAUCUGCGUGAUCUGCAGGAGGAGAAAUUUAAGACCGUAUCAGGGAGAAAGCAAUUUUCCUUAGUGCUUUCCGUUGUCAAAUGACAGCUUAUUUUAAGAAUAUUCUUAUUUUAAAUAUAAGUAUGUGUUGGUUCGAUUUAUUCUGCAUGUCAAGCAGAAAACAGGGCUCAUUUAUCUGAGUUUAUUUAUUUUCAGUUUUGAAUGUUUCCCUGUUUUCACCCAGCUUGAAUCAUUGUAUGUAUAGUCCAAGAUUUCUAUGAGGUUAGAUUUGGCAAAAUUUUUGUUCAUCCAAGGCCGAUGGCCCCAAACCAAGAUAAGAGCAGGUUCCGGUUCCAUUUAAAAACCAGAUGCAGUUACCUGCCUUUGUCAAAUAUGUCAAGGCUGUCAGGAGAGCUGUUUGCCUUGAGCAUCACCAAGGCACCUUGGACUCAUGUGGCCUAGGAAAUAACAGAUCGAUGUUGUGCUUACGAUAAAUACAGAGACAAAAAGAUAAGGAACAUAAGUGUCUGCAAAGGCCGUGGAGAAAUAUUUAAUAGAUACGUUUUGUUUCAAACGCCAUGACACACUCCCGCAGCAACUGCAUUGAUCAUUUUUGUAAAUGGAGUGCGCUCUGACCUUGGUUUUGUGAUAGUAAAUUCAUAUUUCAAUUUUGCAACAUAUUCAUGUUAAUUUUGAUAGGCAAAUGCCUUUUUUCUGAUUUGCAUUACAGAUUUAACUAUAACAAAGACCAACAGUUGCUGUACAGUAACCAGCUAUGGCUGACAAAGGGACUAAUGCAGUGACUGUGUUGUUCUGCCUAAUUCUGAAUCUUUGCAGUGCUGUGCUGAUCAUUCUGCUCAACAAGACACUCUACACCUUGUACGGCUGCCCGAACAUCACACUGACCUUUAUCCACUUUCUUAUGACAUCUGCUGGGCUUAUUAUUUGUGAAAGACUGAAUGUUUUUCAAGUGAAAAUUCUACCGUUUAGAAGUAUGCUUCCCCUGGCACUGACAUUUUGUGGAUUUGUUGUUUUGACAAACCUGUCCUUACAGAGCAACACUGUUGGUACUUACCAGCUGAUCAAAACAAUGACAACCCCUUGCAUCAUUGCAAUCCAAACUUUUGCCUACAGUCGACGUUUUUCUUUUCAUGUGAAAUGCACUGUGAUUCCCAUUACCUUAGGUGUUUUGAUGAAUUCCUACUAUGAUAUCAAAUUUAAUGUCAUAGGGAUAAUAUUUGCUGUAAGUGGAGUGAUGGUAACAUCUCUGUACCAAGUGUGGGUUGCAGAAAAGCAGCAUGAGUUUCAGGUCAACCCUAUGCAGCUGCUGUUUUAUCAAGCCCCACUUUCAGCUUUACUUUUGGUACCAGUUGUACCUAUUUUAGAGUCACCAUGGGCUCAUAUGUUUUCUUGGUCCUUCGAAACUUUGGCUUUAAUAUUUCUGUCUGGACUUGUGGCUUUUAUGGUCAAUUUGUCUAGCUAUUGGAUAUUAAAGGCCACCUCGCCAAUGACAUAUAAUAUGGUGGGACAUCUAAAGUUUUGUUUAACAUUGCUUGGAGGCUAUGUCAUAUUCCAGGAGUCCAUUCAAAUACUUCAGGUAUUUGGAAUCAUCAUGACACUAUCAGGAAUCCUGGCAUACACCUAUUUUAAGAUGGAAGAACAAAAAAAGAGUCAUCUGCCUCAUUCUGUAGUUUCCUUCUCGAAAGGCAACAACUCAUGAAUGAAGUCCCUUACAGCCAUUACAAGCAGCGUAAAACUUAAACUCAGGCUACUAUUAUUUUUGUGCAUGUGUAUGUUGAAACGUAGCGUCCUCGUAUUAUGAUCCAUUUUAUACAUGCAGGUAACCAUGUAUGCCACAGAAUAAUGUUUACCAGUUCAUGACAUAACCACAUGAAUGACCUAAAAUUUCACCCAUUACAAAGCUGCUCAUAUUGCCUCAUUCUGAGAAUUGUGUUGAACUUAAAAGGGUGUUUUGAAGUUUGUGCGUUUAAGGUCGGACGAUAUCUCACGGGGAAAAUGUAUCUUUCAGCACCAAACGUAAUAUUUUAUGACAUUUAUUUGCCGCUAAAAAAGCAUGUGAUGGGGAGGAAUUUUAGGUUAUUUACUGUUCACUGUCUUAAUAGGGAGGAGAGACUAAGUCCAUGUUGUUACAUUUUUAUUUAAUUUAAGUGUUGUGGAAACUAUUUACCACAGUGUCUUCUUACUCAGUAUACAUGUACAAACAGGGGCCCCUGUGGUUAGCGUCCCAGCACGGUGCCAUGACCCAGGAGCCUUUCAUCAAUGCAGUCGCUCCAAGUUUAAGUCUAGCUUAUGCUGGCUUCCUCCCCGCGACGUAAGUGGGAAGGCCUUCCAGCAACUUGCGGAUGGUUAUGGGUUCCCCCCAGGUUCUGCAUGAUUUCUUCACACCAUAAUGCUGGUCGCUGUCAUAUAAGUGAAAUAUUCUCAACUACUAUUCAGACAUGUUUUAAUGUGGAGGGAUAACCGAUAGCCAGGGUUCAUGUUUUAGAACUGACUACACAUGUAAAUCAAUUUAUAUUUGUACUAAUUUUUGUUUUAAAUCACUGCUAUAGAUAUGUGUAUUAUAAACUAUGAACAUUCGAUUUCUUGCCUUGUGAGAGUAGGCCCCGAGAUGCUGCAUGGACAAUGUGCAUGUUAUAAACGAUAAUCUCUAAAGGGUUAUCUUGUCACCAUCUUCAGUUUACCCAGCCUUAAAUUGAUGGUGCAUCUAUGAAAUUAUGGAACCUUGUAUCAAACUUGGGGAUUCAAAUUUGGGGAGUAGCAUGUAUGUCCCUUUCUUGCCCCUAGACUUAGAGGAAGAUUUAUAUGGAUUACCAGAAUUGAACAUUUUGAUGCUAAAUUCUUUUUUUUUUUUUUUGCAUCUGUUGCAUUGGAGUUGGACUGGUGCCUGUAUUUCCAUGUCCUUCAAUAAAAAUUAUGUACUACUGUAUGGAGUGAGAUCGUAUUAAGUCAUGUAGGCUGAAAUUUAGGGGCAAAGAAAUGCUGAUAAAUGCACUCCACCCUCUAGAACCUCUAAAACUUUUCAUUCACAUGAUAUUACAAACAUGAUCAUAGUGGAAAAUUCUUGAGUGUGGUGUUAAACACCAAUGAAAUAAAUUAACUGAGUUUGUAUCAAGUAUAAUAAGAGGUUAUCUGAAGAUUGAAUAAAAUAUACUGUUACUGAAUUGGAACACAACACUGCUUUACACACAUGUAAAACGAAAUUGGCCUUCUUGUAAUAUACUUCUAUGUAUUUAUGUAGUUUCUUAUGUUACCUUUGUUACAUGUUAAAUUAUGGAGAUUAUCUGAAAAUUUUGACUGUCUGAAUAAAAUGAACUAAAAAAGUUCACACUUGGUGCUGAUACCUUCCAGGAAGUAAGAAAGGUGUGACAUGGAUUCUGCUUUGAUGCCUAGUACAGGGUAAUAGUAUAUUUUGGCUGUUUGCAGAUGUAUACACCAGUAUGGCUAGUCUUUUUGCUGCCAGUGCAGUGCAUCAGUUUUAAACUGAUUGUUUGAUUUCACCAUGUCCAGGUAUUUUCAUGUAAACCAUCCAUCCUUUUUUAUAAAUGGUUGGCAUGUACUAGUCAUUAUAUUGUUGGACAUUGUCAUUGGCUUUGCUAAAACUGAGAUAAGCAUAGGUCUACUGGAAUAAACUAUACUUUCAACUACA
This is a messenger RNA of Liolophura sinensis, 3800 nucleotides long. RefSeq names its product solute carrier family 35 member E3-like. Bases 909 to 1853 code for a protein of 314 amino acids. Lineage: Eukaryota; Metazoa; Mollusca; Polyplacophora; Chitonida; Chitonidae. The record is from RefSeq and is a predicted model, not a curated record. The transcript has 6 exons.